Cyclopterus lumpus (lumpfish) is the source of this 2014-nucleotide messenger RNA. It is a transcript of the gene cdk20, whose product is annotated as cyclin-dependent kinase 20. The coding region runs from base 957 to 1997 and encodes 346 amino acids. The record is from RefSeq and is a predicted model, not a curated record. Gene Ontology annotation, molecular function: ATP binding; cyclin-dependent protein serine/threonine kinase activity. NCBI's taxonomy places the organism in Eukaryota, Metazoa, Chordata, Actinopteri, Perciformes, Cyclopteridae. The transcript is spliced from 9 exons. Gene Ontology annotation, biological process: protein phosphorylation. Gene Ontology annotation, cellular component: nucleus.
AGUGACGUCACUGUAAACAAACAUGGCGGACAGCUGGCAGCUCUGCAGCUCGUUCAACAUGUUUACUUAAAAAUAUUUAAAAACAUAUUAAAUGUACCUGCACGUGAACAAGUGUGCGCUUCAUUACAGGCGGAACUCUUGCGUCUCUUUGGUUCUCGUCGGACACGUCUGAUGCGACACCAGCAGCUGUUUUGAUAGUUUAGCUAGUAGGUUACCACGGCAACGUAGCUAGCUCAGUUCAGAGGCUUUCUCUUCUAAAGUCGGUGUUCCUUAACAACAUUUUGGGGUUCUUACCCGCCGAAUCAAAGUACAUUCAUUUCACUUGAAACUACAAAGAUCCAGGAUCCAAGACCCAGACCUGUGGUCCAGGAUCCAGACCCAGACCUGUGGUCCAGGAUCCAGAUUCAUACCUGUGGUCCAGGAUCCAGACUCAGACCUGUGGUCCAGGAUCCAGACUCAGACCUGUGGUCCAGGAUCCAGACCCAGACCUGUGGUCCAGGAUCCAGAUUCAUACCUGUGGUCCAGGAUCCAGACUCAGACCUGUGGUCCAGGAUCCAGACUCAGACCUGUGGUCCAGGAUCCAGACUCAUACCUGUGGUCCAGGAUCCAGAUUUAGACCUGUGGUCCAGGAUCCAGACUCAGACCUGUGGUCCAGGAUCCAGACUCAUACCUGUGGUCCAGGAUCCAGAUUUAGACCUGUGGUCCAGGAUCCAGACUCAGACCUGUGGUCCAGGAUCCAGAUUCAGACCUGUGGUCCAGGAUCCAGACUCAGACCUGUGGUCCAGGAUCCAGAUUCAGACCUGUAGUCCAGGAUCCAGACUCAGACCUGUGGUCCAGGAUCCAGAUUCAGACCUGUAGUCCAGGAUCCAGACCCAGACCUGUAGUCCAGGAUCCAGACUCAGACCUGUAGUCCAGGAUCCAGACCCAGACCUGUGGUCCAGGAUCCAGACUCCUUGAUGGACAUGGAUCAGUACAGUAUUCUAGGUCGGAUCGGAGAAGGAGCUCACGGCAUCGUCUUCAAGGCCAAACACAUCGAGACAGGAGAGACGGUUGCUCUGAAGAAAGUGGCUCUGAGGCGGCUGGAGGACGGCAUCCCCAACCAGGCCCUCAGGGAGAUCAAGGCCCUGCAGGAGAUCGAGGACAACCAGCAUGUGGUGAAGCUGAAGGACGUCUUCCCUCACGGGACGGGCUUCGUCCUGGUGUUUGACUUCAUGCUGUCCGACCUCUCUGAAGUCAUCAGGAACUCCCAGCGACCUUUGACCCCGGCUCAGGUCAAAGGUUACAUGAUGAUGCUGCUGAAAGGCGUGACCUUCCUGCAUCACAACAACAUCAUGCACCGAGACCUGAAGCCAGCCAACCUCCUCAUCAGCUCUUCAGGUCAUCUGAAGAUCGCAGACUUCGGUUUGGCCAGAUUGUUCAGUGAGCAGGAAGAGAGACUGUACAGCCACCAGGUGGCCACCAGGUGGUAUAGAGCACCUGAGCUGCUGUACGGAGCCAGAAAGUAUGACGAGGGAGUCGACCUGUGGGCGGUGGGCUGUAUCUUCGGGGAGCUGCUGAACUCGUCUCCUCUGUUUCCUGGAGAGAACGACAUCGAGCAGCUCUGCUGUGUCCUCCGAGUGCUGGGGACCCCGACGGAGGACACCUGGCCUGAGAUCGUUGAGUUGCCAGAUUACAAUAAAAUCACCUUUAAGGAGAAUCCAGCGAUCCCAUUGGAGGAGAUCGUCCCAGACACGCCCCCUCAGGCCGUCGACCUGCUCUACAAGUUCCUGGUUUAUCCGUCCAAUCAGCGCUGCUCUGCCAGACAGGCUCUUCUCCAUCCAUUCUUCUUCUCCUCUCCUCUUCCUGCUCACCACUCAGAGCUUCCCAUCCCUCAGAGGGGGGGUCGACCCCACCGUCAGCGGCUGCAAGCUCCGCCCACCGACUUCUCCGUGGACCUGCCCCUGCAGAACAGCGUGGUAGACCCCGCACUGCUGUGGGGACACGUGUCCUGCCUCUGAACAAUGACGGGCCGACC